AUGAGCCGCCGCGCGAACCAAGUCAUCGGGCCUACCUCUGCUUUGACAGAGUUCCUUCGGGAGUCUGGUAUAACUGCAACGACAGUCGCACGCCGUGUGCGGACCCGAAAUACCAACCAGCAGCAGCCUGCAGCUGGCCCGAGCAAUACUGCGCAGGAUGAGGGUGGAGACGCAGACGAGGGAGCUAGCGCAAAGGAGAAUGCGGAAUAUGACUCGGACAACCUAGACGAGCCAAACGAGGCCCCCGCGCCUAAGAAGCGCAAGCUGAGCAAGGCUGCCGAGGCGAAGCUCAAGGCGAAGGAAAAAGCGAAAGAAAAGGCCAAAGCGAAGGCGAAAGGAAAGAAAGGAGGAGAUGACGAAGACUACGAAGAUGACGAGGACGAAGACGAAGACGCUUACACCGCCCUGUCGAAGAUGUGGCGCAGUGACCUUCCGAAGCUGCCUGUUGGGAGCUUCGAGAACUGUGCAAAAUGCAAGAAACAGUUCACUGUGACUAAGUACACGAUGGCCGCCAACCCCCCUCCGGGCUACCUAUGCCACCUGUGCGCAAAGGCGUCUGGUGCAGACCCUUUCAAGAAGCCCGCAGCACCACGGAAGCGGAAGGCCCCUGCUGAGAAGCGAAAUGUAGUGAAGUUCGAGGAGAAUCGUAUCCCGAGUCUUGCGUUUAUGUGCAUUCAGUUGAUCAGUGAGCACAUCAACGAUGUCGAAGCACUCGGUGAUAUUGGCAGCAUCAAUAUGGAUUUGAUUGCCAAAGCGAUCUCUCGAAACAGGAGUUUAACUCCACAGAAUGCACCGCUCUUCUACAACAUUGAGAAUAAGAAUCUAGUUCUCUACGAUGUCACCAACUUGACGCCUCCGGCAUUCUGUACUAUGGCCUCUCUCAACCCAAACUUGACUAACCUGCGUCUCGACCUAUGCGGCCGCAUCGACGAUUCGGCUAUCGCAGCCUGGACAACCUCUCUGCCGCACUUGAAGCGCCUCGAGCUGCUAGGCCCCUUCCUUGUCCGUGUUCCCGCAUGGCAGACCUUCAUCAAAGCACACCCAGCGCUCGAAGGCUUUUUGAUCACGCAGAGCCCGCGCUUCGACCUCGAAUGCAUGCAGGCGCUGGUAGAGAGUUGCCCGAGACUUACGGAGUUGCGGCUGAAGGAGAUUGGCAAGAUGUCGGACAAGUUCCUCGAGCACAUCAAGGCCCUCGCGGGUACGCUCGUCUCGCUCGACUUGUCGUACCCGGGCACGCCUGAUGCGCUGAGCGAGCCUGCGGUGGUGGACCUGCUGGCUGCGGUCGGACCAUCCCUCACGCAUCUUGACCUGUCGGGGAACAUCGAGCUCGGGGACGCACUGCUCUUCAAGGGUGUCAAGCCGCACGCCCGCCAGCUGACGUCAUUCGCCUUUGCGGACGUCCCAGAGUUGACCGACGCCGGUGUUGCGGAGUUCUUUGACGCUUGGGGCACGAAGACGGAAGACGGUACGCGUCCGUGGCUCACUGUCCUUGACCUGGCACACAACCAUCAGCUUGCGGGCGACGCACUCAAAGCGGUGCUCAAUCACUCGGGGGCGACACUGGUGCAGAUGAAUAUUAACGGGUGGAAGGCAGUGUCCGCGGACGCACUGAAUGCCAUUGCGAAGCAUGCGCGGGACCUACGCAGGCUGGACGUGGGGUUCUGCCGGGAGGUGGACAACUGGGUGGUCAAGGAGCUGAUGGACAAGUGUGAUCAUAUUGAGGAGGUCAAGGUAUGGGGGUGCCAAAAAUUGUCUGAGGAUUGUCCGCGGAAAAGGAAUGUCAAAAUCUAUGGAGUAGAGGCACACACUAUCUCAUAA
Sparassis crispa is the source of this 1818-nucleotide messenger RNA. RefSeq names its product DNA repair protein. Gene Ontology annotation, biological process: SCF-dependent proteasomal ubiquitin-dependent protein catabolic process. Gene Ontology annotation, cellular component: SCF ubiquitin ligase complex. NCBI's taxonomy places the organism in Eukaryota, Fungi, Basidiomycota, Agaricomycetes, Polyporales, Sparassidaceae. The transcript is spliced from 8 exons. The coding region runs from base 1 to 1818 and encodes 605 amino acids. The record is from RefSeq and is a predicted model, not a curated record.